This is a messenger RNA of Lampris incognitus (smalleye Pacific opah), 2303 nucleotides long. RefSeq names its product centrosomal protein 97 (gene cep97). Gene Ontology annotation, molecular function: protein binding. The transcript has 11 exons. The coding region runs from base 1 to 2292 and encodes 763 amino acids. The record is from RefSeq and is a predicted model, not a curated record. NCBI's taxonomy places the organism in Eukaryota, Metazoa, Chordata, Actinopteri, Lampriformes, Lampridae.
AUGGGUGUCUCAGAUCUGAAAUUUGAUAAAGAUGCAGGUCCUGUGAUGGAUCUGUCAUCCCAAGGCCUUCAGAAGUUAGAUCCCAGUUUCAUCUGCACUGAGGACACCCACACUCUCCUCCUGGAUCAUAACCAUAUCAUGAAACUGGACCAUUUGGAAAGGAGCCCAGGCCUCCAGCAACUAUCCGUGGCCAGUAACCGUCUGGUACGAAUGAUGGGUGUUUGCCGCCUAACAGAGCUGAGAGUUCUGAAUCUGCCCAAUAAUAGUAUUGGCUACAUUGAGGGCCUGAGAGACUUACCACACCUUGAAUGGCUUAACCUGUCUGGUAAUAAUAUCAAGGUCAUUGAGCAGCUGAACAAUUGCGUAUCUCUUCAACACCUGGACCUGUCUGACAAUAACAUAUCUAACAUUGGUGAUCUGAAUAAGCUGUUAGCUUUAAAGACCCUUUUGCUCCAUGGGAACAGCAUCACAACACUUUGUACUGUUCCUGUCCAUUUACCUGCACACCUUUCCAUUCUCUCCUUGGCUGAAAAUGAGAUUAGGGAUCUCAACGAAGUGUCAUAUCUGGCACCCCUCCAUGAAUUGGAGCAGCUCUCCAUAAUGAGCAACCCUUGUGUCAUGGCAACCCCCUCUUUGCCUGGAUUUGACUACCGACCUUAUAUCAUGAGCUGGUGUCUAAACCUAAAGGUUCUGGAUGGAUAUGUCGUUUCACAAAAGGAAGGUUUAAAAGCGGAGUGGCUGUACAGUCAGGGUAAAGGUCGCUCGUACCGACUGGGCCAGCAUGUCGAAUUGGUCCACUACUUGACCUCUGUUUGCCCCCUGAGUUCUACCCCCGCCCUAGAGACGGCAGAGGAUGCCAAGCUGGAGAAGAUCCUUAGUAAGCAAAGGUUUCACCAAAGGCAGCUGUUGCAGCAGAACCAGGGAGGCAGUCCAAGCCCUCCUCGCCCAACACAGCUAGACGUGGAGACACACAGUCCUCAACACACUGUUCGACCAGGAGGGGGCACCAGAGAAGGGAUGAAAGCCACACCACCUUUGCCGGCCUCUGUGCCGUCAGACAGAGAGACAGAGCCAACAGUACACUUCAACACCUGGAUGACCCCUGACCCCUCCCAUCCAUCUGCCCCCGUGAUUCGCAGCCCGCGGGUUGUGGAGGAGCCUGUUCAUUUGGAGGACGUGCAGACAGAUGAGGACAAACUGAGUGGCAGCCUGCUUUCAUCAGAGUCCACCUUUUUGCCUAUCACACCAGAUCAGGAGCCCCAACUGAGUCACUCCGACAGCGAGGACGAGACGGACACGUUUGAGCCCGACUCCCUGGCCCCAGAGCAUCCGGCGCUGCCCAGGAAACCCCAAGCUGAAAAGACACAUUAUCCACCUUCAGAGAAAGACCCAAAUGUGUACAAGGAAGCAGGUUACCACAGCGGUGCAACAGCUGGUACCCUGGGGGUCAGAGGUGACCCACCACAAGAAACACCCUCUGACUGUGGUAAAAUGCAGGUGAGAUCAGGGUCCAAGCAGUUAGAGCCAGUGAAGUGUGCCAAUAAAGCAUUUUCCCUGGAGAAAGACAGGGCAGCCGUUCGGAUCCAGUCAUGGUGGAGGGGGCUGUACACUCGCCACUGCCACCCUUUGGCUAAAGAGAUCCGGAGUGAAAUCUGCCUGCGCCGGAUGCAAGAUCACAUCCUCUUCCUGUCUGGAGAGUUGCAGAGGGUGCAGAAGCAAUAUGAGGAGGACAGGUUACAGAGACUGGUGCAGGAAGAGGCUGUGAAGUUUCUCUGGAAACAGGUCCAGUCCAUGCAGCACUGGCAGCAGUCUGUUGAUCAGCAGCUAGCCAGCAUCAAACAAGCUGUGACCCCGGCUCAAGGCUCGACUCCCGGCAUCUGUGGAUCAGCUUUACCUGUUGCCUCCAUUACCGCUGACCCAUCUGGCACAGGCGUCUCCUUCCCAGACUCGGGCUUCCAGACGACCAGCGAGCAGCAGGCGGAGCAGGAGGACAGCUUCCUCAGCAGCGGGACAGUGGACUCCCUGGAGACAGUGCGAGCUCUGACUCUGGUAACUCCUGUCUGCGGCGGCAGCAGCAGACAUAGUCCAGACAGCAGCCUUUUGGAGCAGUACCUCUCCUCCAUACAGCAGAGGGAGGAGGAAGCCGAUGAGGGAACGGCCAGUGAUAGAACAGAAACGCCCCAGACGCCCUCACCCCUCUCUCCCAGCACACCUCAGUACGAAAUGAAGAGUCAGAGCAACAGUGCAGCACACAACAAACCUCUCCAGGUCCCAUCUGAACAUCUGGAAUAAGCUUUACAGGC